Molecule: messenger RNA, 2506 nt
Organism: Fusarium redolens
Lineage: Eukaryota; Fungi; Ascomycota; Sordariomycetes; Hypocreales; Nectriaceae
Exons: 3
Coding region: 307-2268 (653 amino acids)
Biological process (GO): regulation of DNA-templated transcription; DNA-templated transcription
Molecular function (GO): zinc ion binding; DNA binding; DNA-binding transcription factor activity, RNA polymerase II-specific
Source: RefSeq, a predicted model, not a curated record
GUUCAAAGGAGUUAAUUUCGCGACGCGAGACUUCCAAAGGCCGAUGAUGGUGGAUUAUUUGCAGCCGAGCUCAAGUCUCUGAUUCGUUUCUUCGGUCUCGGACCUUCUACCCCCACCGAAGCCGACGCUAGUAUAUUGAUAAGAUCGACCGCAACGAAUUAGAGCUCGUCAUUGAUCUCUCCAUCUCAUAAUAUCCCGGCCACGGACAUAAUCCCCGGUGAAUCUCAGCUUACAAAGACCGAAUCCUCAUCCGUAAAAUACCACAGUUCUCGGCCUGUCAAUUAUCGGUCGGUGUAAUACCAUAUCAUGUCUUCUCGGCCCCGAACUCGGUCGUGCGCCGUAUGUCAUCGCCGAAAAGUUCGCUGCGACAAGAAAUUCCCAUGUGCGCAGUGUGUUCGGUCUGGCUUUGAGUGCUCGUAUCCGCCUGCGGGGCCGCCUGCACGACGGGCGAAGAAGACGACGAUUAAUGAUGUUGCAAGUCGCAUCUCGCAGAUGGAGAAGACGAUUGAGGCGUUCAAGGCUGGACAAGAUGUGUCGCCGCAACCGACGGUGUCUGCAAGUUCAGUGACGCCUGCGAAUAGUGUGCCUACGCCGGCAAGUACAACUGCAGAUGUUGAGGUCAGAGAGAGGGUUGGGGGUUCACACAAUGUGGAACGGAGUUCUCGUGAGGGUCUCUUGUUCAAUAAGGGAAAAAGUAGUCAUUAUGUCAACGAAGUUCUCUUCUCUCGAGUGAUCGAGCAGGAGGACGACGUGCGAAUGGCCUUGGCAAGCCCCAGAGAUGAGCCACCUCAUGAUGCCAACUCUCCAACAUGUCACUUGAAUCCCAUGGGGUGGUUAUCAGCUGGUAUAGCAUCGGUAUCCACCGCCAUUUAUCACCCACAAAGACGCGUAGCCAUCCACCUAUGGAAAGUCUUUGUCGAUGGUGUUGAUCCAUAUACCAAAGUUCUGCACAUCCCUACCGCCGAGACAGUCAUCUACACAGUCACCAGCGACCCAAACAAAGCUUCGAAUGAAAAUUUGGCACUUUGUUUUGCCAUCUACUACGCUUCCGUGACGGCCAUGCCCCCCGAUGAUGUGCUCAAUAUCACUGGGGAGGACAAAAAGCAAGCUCUCCUUCGAUACAGGAUGUGUUUGGAGCAGUCUCUGGCCCAAGCAGAUUUCCUCGAUAAUCCUACCAUCACUCUUCUUCAAGCGCUGGCAAUCUAUGGGGGCUCAAUGCGUGUUCAUACCUCAGGUCGGGCGGUAUGGAUCAUGAAUGGCCUUGCGCUCCGAUCUGCACAAUCAAUAGGUCUGCACAGAGAUGGCAGCAAACUCGGCUUAUCCCCCUUUGAGUCAGAAAUCCGACGUCGAGUAUGGUGGUAUUUCCAAGAGCGAGACGGGAGAGGCGCUGAGGACUAUGGACUGCAGAAUCCAUCAGGCAUUAGUCCAGUAUACAGUGUGGAGCUGCCACGGAACUUACACGAUAGUGACAUCUUCCCCGGCAUGAAAGAGCUUCCACCCUCAAGGCCAGAUUGGACGCGAAUGACACUGCCGCUGUGCUGCAAUCAUGCGUCGCAGGCGUGGGCUCAACUCUUCCAGAUGAGCUGCUCUGCAGAUGGCAUACCAGAUGAAGAUGUACGAAAGCGGCUCAUCAAAGAUGCCGUUGAAAAGGUUGAAGGAAUUCUGCAGCGUUGCAACCCCGUGAUACCGGAACAGAGAAUGACGAUCCGAACCGCACGUCUGAUUCUCUGCAAAGUGGACGUUGUCUCUCGUCGCCAAUGGCAGAUCCUCCGCUCACCCGACGAUCGCCAACCGCCAAUGGCCACAGAAGCCGAAGUCACUGAAGCAGUCGAACUCCUCGAACUCUCCAACAUCAUGUGGCGAGACGACGACCUCCUCGCCUUCCAGUGGCUCAGCCGCUCAUAUCCCCAAUAUCACAUAAUGCUCUUCAUCCUCCGUCACUUAUGCGUAUGUCCCCGCGGAGAACUUGCCAAGCGAGCUUUUGCAGCUGUGGAGAUUCAACUUGAGAAUUUCAAGACGAGUGAGAAUAAGCCGUUGAAUGGGUUGAAGUGGACUGUUCUCACGACGUUGAGAGAGAGGGCGUUUUUGUUGAUGCAGAAGGUUGAGAGGGAGAAUGUAGAUGUACAACAUGAUGAGAGAAGUCAGCAGAUGGGGUUUCAGGGGAGUGGGGAGGCGAUGCAGAGUGCGAGUGAGGUUGCUGUUCCGGAUUGGAAUAUGAUUUUGGAGGAGUUUCCGUUAGAUAUGGAAGACUUUUCGUUGAUUUUCUGAGGAGUAAGGAGAACGUUUGUAUGAUUACAUGAAGGAAUAUGACUUGAGCCAACGUUGAUACAUGGUCACAAAACAAAGAUAUUAUAUUCUAGAUUAAGCAAUGCCAAGGUACACUAUCUUAAGACGACCUACCCUGCCAUCACCAGAGCCACUGUUUGAAUUCUUCCACUCAUGUCCAUACACUGUUAUACCCAAACUUCAUCAAGCCUUGAGGCCUCUGUCUUUCUGGGUUCUCAGA